UUUCUGACUAAAGCUGUCAUUUCUCUUCAGUGCCGGUCUCUGACGUUCAGACAAAGGUGGUUGGACAUGCCAGUGUUCAAACCUCCCCCAAGCAGCUGAAGAAUAAGUCCAUGCUCUGCACACCGCUGGUCCACAACAAAGGAGUCUCCUGCACGACGCAGACUGUCAACACAGAGACACAGACGGACAAGUCUUUCCCCAAAGUCAUAGUCCUGCCUGUCCCAGUGCCAGUGUACGUUCCUCUGCCAAUGAACAUGUACAGCCAGUACACACCGUGGCCGGUGGGCCUGCCCAUACCGCUGCCUGUGCCCGUGUUUCUACCAAAUCCAACCGGGAAAUCCAUGAACGACCUGCAGGAGGGAGAGCUCAGCUUCACGUCUGAUCUGAAGAAAGCACAGGAUGAGAGGAAGGAGAGAGAAGACACGCUGGUAAAAAAAGAGGGACAAAGACGAGAAAACCGUGCUCCAAAGGACCACAGCAGUAAGUGUAGCGAUGACUUGGACUCAGAUCAUCAGGCCACUUUUACCAACGAGGAAGACUCCUCCUCUGGCAGCAGCUCUGGAUCUCUCAGUCGACCAAACAACAGCGAAAAACCUUCACCGGUUUUAGAGCUGUGCCAGGCCAAUGAGCCCCCCCCUCCUCCUCUGGAGCUGAGAGGGGGUUCCCAGAGCUCACUGAGUCCUGCACCAGUCUCUCUGCUAUCACAACAGACUGUGGGGACAGUCCACAACAAGGACAAGGGUCAUAAACCGCAACAGCCUUCCAACGUGGCUAAAGCGGAGGGUUCCCAAAGAGAGGAGGUCAGUACGAGGAAGCGCCACAAACUGAACAGUCAACGUGGGAUCGACGCCUGGAAGAGAUGGAUACAGUGGAGGGAAUCUCAAACUGACCUGGACCUGGUUUCCUCCUGUGCCGUGACGUUCAACAAAGAUAUUCUCCGCUGUUCCGCGGCAGAGCUGAGCGACAGCCUGUGUCGUUUCAUCACUGAGGUGAAACGUCCUGACGGAGAGCCGUACCCCCCCGACGGCCUCUUCUACCUCUGCCUCAGCAUCCAACAGUACCUGUUUGAGAACGCCCGUAUGGAGAACAUAUUCAGUGAUCUGACCUACAGCAAGUUCUCCACAAUGUUCACCCAGAUCCUGAAGAGUUUCAGACCCUCAGUCUCAGCCAGCGGUUAUAUCCAUUCCCGUGUGGAGGAGGAGUUUCUCUGGGAAUGUAAACAGCUGGGGGCGUACUCCCCCAUCGUCCUCCUCAACACUCUGCUCUUCUUCUGCUGCAAGUACUUUGGCUUCACUACGGUGGAGCAGCACCGCCAGCUGUCCUUCGCCCACGUCAUGCGCUGCACCAAAACCAACCAUGACAACAGCAAGAACACCUUCCUGCGCUUCUACCCCCCAAACGAGGCAGAGUCAG
Molecule: messenger RNA, 1413 nt
Organism: Notothenia coriiceps (black rockcod)
Lineage: Eukaryota; Metazoa; Chordata; Actinopteri; Perciformes; Nototheniidae
Product: zinc finger MYM-type protein 4-like
Exons: 9
Source: RefSeq, a predicted model, not a curated record